UGUGACAGCCGCGGCAGUGGGACCCACGACCCUCGCGAGCCUCGCGCAGCCACCGCGGCCUCCAUCGCGUCCGGAGGAGCGGCCGAGUCCCAUCCCUCUCCUCGGCGCCCACAUCCGGGGGCAGUCCGGCCCGCCGUCGCUGCGGAGGCCGCAUCUGGCGCGCAUCUGGAACCGCCCGGCCGGCCGCGCUGGAGCCCGCGCCCGCCCUGGCCCGGCCGCGCCGGGAGCCCUGCCCGGAGCUGGAGCCGCACCUGGAGCCGCGGGCCCGGGGCCCUGAGCCGCGCAGCCGGCGCAUGGUGAACUCGCUGCUGUUCGGGGAGAUGGCCUUGGCCUUCGGCUGCCCUCCGGGCGGCGGCGGCGGGGGUUGCCCCGGCGGGGGAGGCGGCGGGGCUGGCCCAGGGCCGUCGCCGGUGACGGCGGCGCUGCGGGACGACCUGGGCUCCAACAUCCACCUCCUGAAGGGGCUCAACGUGCGCUUCCGCUGCUUCCUGGCCAAGGUGCACGAGCUGGAGCGGCGCAACCGGCUGCUGGAGAAGCAGCUGGAGCAGCAGCAGAGCGAGCGCGAGCGGCGGCUGCGUUACAAGACCUUCUCCCGCGAGCAGGCCGUGCAGACCGGGCCCGAGCUGCUGCGACCGCCGGCGCCCGGCGGCGGGCACGGCAGCGGCGCGGCGGCCGGCGCCGGCGCCAACGCCAACGCCGCGGUCCUGGGCGGCCUGCCCCCCGGCGGCGGCUCGCACCCGCAGCACUACGGCCGCCUGCCCGGGACCAUCUGGAGCUACACGCAGGUGCGGCGCACGGGCGGCGGCGGCGUGGAGACCGUGCAGGGCCCCGGCGUGUCGUGGGUGCACCCCGACGGCGUGGGCGUGCAGAUCGACACUAUCACGCCCGAGGUCCGCGCGCUCUACAACGUGCUGGCCAAGGUGAAGCGCGAGCGCGACGAGUACAAGCGGAGAUGGGAGGAGGAGCUCGCCAAACGCAUGAACCUUGAGACCAUGGUGGAGACGCUGCAGGAGGCAGCGCAGGAGGCUGACGCCAUCCAGGAGGAAAUGAAUGAAAAGAUCGAGCGGCUCAAGGCAGAACUGGUGGUGUUUAAGGGGCUCAUGAGUGAUCCCAUGACAGACCUGGACACAAAGAUCCAAGAAAAGGCCAUGAAGGUGGACAUGGACAUCUGCCGCCGAAUCGAUAUCACGGCCAAGCUGUGCGAUGUCGCACAGCAGCGGAACUCGGAAGACGUGUCCAAGAUCUUCCAGGUGGUCCCCAAAAAGAAAGAGCGUAAGGUGGCUUCGGAUGAUGACAUCUCCGAGCAGGAGGGAGAGGUGAACCGGUUCUCAGAUGACGAGGUUGGCUCCAUGAACAUCACGGAUGAGAUGAAACGCAUGUUUAACCAGCUGCGGGAAACCUUUGAUUUUGACGACGACUGUGACAGCCUGACUUGGGAAGAGAAUGAAGACACGCUGCUGCUCUGGGAGGAUUUCACCAACUGCAAUCCAACCAUUGACUUGCAGGGCGAGCAAGAGGAAAACUUAGGCAACUUGAUCCACGAGACUGAAUCCUUCUUUAAGACGAGAGACAAGGAGUACCAGGAAACGAUAGGCCAGAUAGAGCUGGAGCUGGCCACGGCCAAGAGUGACAUGAACCGACACCUGCAUGAGUACAUGGAGAUGUGCAGCAUGAAGCGUGGCCUGGAUGUGCAGAUGGAGACCUGCCGACGGCUCAUCAAAGGCUCCGCAGACAGGAAUUCUCCGUCCCCCAGCUCCGUGGCCAGCAGCGACUCAGGAAGUACAGACGAGAUCCAGGAUGAGUUCGAGCGGGAGGCAGAUGUGGAGCCCAUGGUCAGCUGAUGACCGAGGCCCCAUGUGCCUGGUGGUCUUGGUGAUGGGGCUCCUGCCCCCCCUCUCCGCAUGGGGCCAGGAAGACUCCUCGGGGUGGGGCUCAGGUCCUCAUCACACAGACUUCCUGCGCCUUCCCUUCUCUGGAGGCCCCGAGGGACUGCUGCUUCCUUCCACCUUCCUCCCCCAGCGCCCCUUCUCCACCCACCCAAGGAAUGGUGCUGUCAAUUUCUAUUGUUCUCCACAUUACAAAUGCAGACUUCUGUCCGGACGAUGCAGUGUUAACUGUGCCUUCUCCCUUAAGCUGAGCCACUUUGAGCUCCAGAGAAUUAUUCCUAGCAGGUGUUUUUAUACAAAACUCUAAGGUGAGGGUGGUGGCCCCCCGGGCGUGGGAUAAUGUGGUUUUCUACCCUCCCACCUGCUCCUCUGAUUGGCCAUGAGCUAUGCCCUCCCUUCCCGUCUGCCAGCGCUGACCUAUCUGGGGCUGGGGAUGGUCUGCCUCCGCCGCAGGAAGCAGCCACUUGCCUCUGCAGCCUUUCCAGGCCUGGGUGGGGACUUCCCUGAUAUUCUUACUCACUGAAAGAAAAGAUGGAAGGAAGGGAGGGAAGACAAAUUUUUAUUUUCUUUUUGGAUCGAGUGGCAAAGUGGAGGGGCAAGGCACCGUGGGGGCAGGUGGAACCUCACUGUGUUUAAACUACUAUGCAAAAAACAAACAAAACAAAAGCAGCUUGCCUUACAUCAUUGUGGGAGGUAGGCCCUCUCCCAGACUCCUGGUUCCCAUGGCCCCCCUGGGGCUGGGAGGGAGGCCCAGGUUGAGAUGGGACCAUCUCUCUCGCAGCCUCUGAGGGUGAGCACUGACCGGGGAAGGGGUGUGGUCAAGGUUGGUAGCGAGGCCUGGGUUCCUGCAAGGCCACAGUCCACCUGACUGCUUGCUUUCUUUGGGACCUCUUGGGAUCGGGGUGGGGGUGGGGGUUCCUUUCAUUGCCCUGAUGACUUGAUGUUCUCCCUCCCUCUCUAGCCAACAAUAAGGGGUUCUAGGUCUGUAAUUUCUCUGUGAGAAAGUCUGAAGGGGUCAGGCCUGCUAACCACCCCCCUCCCCCAGUGGCGCUUGGAUUGGUACUGGCCUGCUGUCAUCUUGGUUCUCCGUGGUGCCGCAGUCGCCCGCUACUUGGCCACUGGUGGGGAAGAGGCAUUGGAAAGGGAAGGAGAGGGAGGCAGCAAGGGUUGCUGGCAGAUUGGAGGUGGCUUGAGUGGGCACUCGAGUGAGGACCAUCCUUGUUCUGUUCCUGGAUGUGCAUGCAAGCCUCUUUCUGUAAAUCACUUGACUGACCAAUAGGGGGGUGAAUCUGAGCCAGUAUCUCCCCAAGACCUGAGUGGCUUCAGUGGGCCUGAAUUGAAGAGCAAUGUGUUGAGACCACCCACCAAAUCUCAGCUUGGAGCCAGCCAAGCAGGCUUUGCUUUUUCUUUUUCUUUUUCAAACUUCUUUUUGUACCCACCAUGGUGGGUAUGAGUGCUGAUUUUUGUUUUUGUUGGCCUGAGAGCUCCCUCUGGAGGUCAAAGGAGCAAAGUGUGCCCAAGGACCACGAACCCCCUCACUACAGGCUGUCUGUGUCUGCAGGCAGAGGAGGGGACGCUGGGUUUGAGUGGGAUCGUGGUCCCCUGUCUUUCCUCUCCUGGGCACCAUCGACCUUUCAGGGCCUUUUCUCUCUUCCAUUUCCCCCACCUGUUUUGUAGUCUUAAAACCAUUGUACAGAAUAUUCAGAUAAAUGUAUAGAGAGAGACAGAGAGAAUGUUAGUGAUUGUGUGUGAUGUAAUUUAUCAGAAUCUGGUGGCCUUUAUCAUGAGUUUCUUCCUUUGCUUUACUUUGUUUUGUUUUGCUGGGAGAACAUCCCACUGGUUCUCUGCAGCAGUCUGGCUAUGAGGUUUCCAUUGCCAGUGUCCCUUGUUAGCCAAGCAGUCCCUUUUGGCAGGUACUUGGAAGGACAGUGGUUUUGGAAGAGAAAUAGCUCCUUCCUCUCCUCCUCACUGACCCUUGUUCUAAAGGUUACAGGGUUUCAACAUACCUGAUUAUUAUUGUUAUUGUUGUUAUUGUUUUAUUUUUAUUUUAACCAAAGGUUAUCAGAGCCAGUUGGGCUUGGACCUCAGCUGCUGAAAAGAUUUUCCGUUUCCAUGAGGGCAAGAAAAUGCUGUAUCCAGGGCUGAGGGAGGUUUGGAAGUCGGGUGGGCAGAGUGGAGCCAGCCCUGGAUUGUUUCUCAAGGUGGUGGGAAGGUGACAGACAUAUCUUUAGAGUUAAGACAGUAAGAAGCGGUAUAAGUAUUUGAGGACAACUAAGGCUACCAUGGCAAUUGGUGUCCAGUGGUACUAUUUUUGCUUUGCCUCUUGUAUACAUAGGUCAUUUGUUUUGGGGGACUAGGGUGCUCUGAAUUUGUUUAGGGAACAUGAAAGUGGCAGGAGCCAGAGAGAGGGACACUGGCCUGAGAGUUCCUGCUGGCUUUCAAUAUCGGCUCUCCCCUUGGGAGGGAGAAUUGGGGGCAGGAGGAUGGGGGCAGGGAUAGCAAAGGUGUGGUGGAUCUGCCUCCUGGGCUGGUUCCUGGGUCUUGGUCUAGCUGCCUUCCCAGCAAGUUCUUUUUCAUUUUGUUGCCAGUGGGCCCUGCUUGUCCCCUUGCCAUGAGCCCACAGCUUGCCAAGAAGACUCCACUACUCGCUGGGGCAGCACCAGGCCCAGUUGGGACAAACUGGUCCGUCCUUUGUAAAAUUGUAAAUACUUCAUUUUGGUUUUCUAUUUCUAAGCCCAGUGUCAUAUUGACACUGGUAUAUAGAAUUGUUCUCAGAUGGGCCCUUCUGUGCUGCCCUCUCUCACUCUCCUAUUUUGGGGGGUUUUAUACACAAACAGAGGAUUGGGGAGGGGCAGGGAUAGUAGCAUUCUUUUGGCUCCCAGGUUAGUUGUGAAAUACACACACACAUACACACACUCAUGCGUGCACACACACUCCUCUGAGACUCUGAACACAGAAAAAAAAUUAUCGGCAAGCAAAUUUCGCUUUCUAGUGGCGAUAUGUCCUGAAGUCUCUGAAAGACCAGUCCAUCAUGGACAUGGCUCUGUGGGUAGAGCUCAGAUGACCUAGUGAGAAUCAUACCACUUUGGUUUGGGAUGGGAGGAGAGGGGGCAGGGUAGGGGAUAACGUAGAGUGUAAUGUAAGCUUUAUAAAGCCAGAGAUUGUCAUCUAUUUUUAUGAAAGCAAAGGUUUUUUACUCUAGGGUAGGCAGUUGGGAUAGCCCAGCAUUUUUCUGUGGACAAGAUAUUGUGCAUGUUGCUGCUGGACUGAAUAUAAUCAGUACCCCUCGCCUGUCUUGUUCUCCCAUCCUCAAUUCUGGUUCAUCCACACCCAUGAGCAGCUUCAGCAGAGUGUAUAUCCCACUUCACCCCACUUUCCUCUUCCUGGACCCCUCAGCUCCUUGGAAGUCUUUGUGAAGGACACCUGUGGGGGCAAGUGGGCUUUGAGGGAUUCAGAAUUGAGGUGGGUGGGGAUAGGGAAAAGGAGAACUCUGUAGGUGAUGAGAUCUGUUGCAGAGGGUAGGCUCUGAGUAGUUAACCCAAUCUCUGGUCUGCCAAGAUCCAUUUCCAACUUCACUGUAUUAGGAGAGCGUUGAGAAGCAGCAGAAUGCGGGUGGCAAUGGGGCUGUUGGUUUGGGGAACACAUGGCUUCCUUAGGGCCUGGGCCUUAGUGGGUCCCAGGUUGUCAGGCAGCUGGAGUAGGAGUGGGAAUGCUAAGAUGCCCACAGCCCAGUGCCAGUUGUGCCUAUGCCAGGCCAAGGGCUGGGCUGCAGUCCCUGUUGUGCUCUUCCCAAGCCGUGGAUGAGGGACGAGGGAGCUGGGGGACUCCUCAGACUUGGGUCCUCCCCCUUGAGACACCGAGUCCUGGGUCUAGAAGGGCACCCUCAGAGAGUGGGGAGUCUGGAGGUGGCUGGGUGUGUACUGUUUGUAAAGCCAAAUUCUCUCUGGAAGGGAGUUUUCCAUGAGUGGAAGAUUUCCAGGCUCAGGAUGAGCUAUGCGUUAGUCUUGUGCAAAUCCUUCCCCUCCCUCCCAGUCCCUCAAAGAAAUGAGGCAAAGACACUCCCUGCCAAGACCCCUUUGUGGACAUUUUAGCAUCUACCUGAUUUUUAGCCCCAUCCAGGGAGACCUAUCCUACCCGACUCUUGCUGUUUGUCUGCCAGCUGGGUCUAGCAUCACGGGGAAGGGGGGGUUUAUACUCAUGGAAAGACUACUGAUCCUACCAGAAAACCAACCUGUUUACUGUACUGUUGUAAAUAUCAUGCCCUUUAUAUCCUGUAUAUUGGCUUCUUUUAAAUAAAGUGAAAUGUCUUAGAA
Cynocephalus volans (Philippine flying lemur) is the source of this 6199-nucleotide messenger RNA. RefSeq names its product intermediate filament family orphan 2 (gene IFFO2). The transcript has 9 exons. Lineage: Eukaryota; Metazoa; Chordata; Mammalia; Dermoptera; Cynocephalidae. The coding region runs from base 294 to 1841 and encodes 515 amino acids. The record is from RefSeq and is a predicted model, not a curated record.